Molecule: messenger RNA, 720 nt
Organism: Ostreococcus tauri
Lineage: Eukaryota; Viridiplantae; Chlorophyta; Mamiellophyceae; Mamiellales; Bathycoccaceae
Product: Adenylate kinase
Exons: 2
Coding region: 1-720 (239 amino acids)
Biological process (GO): nucleobase-containing compound metabolic process
Cellular component (GO): mitochondrion; cytoplasm
Molecular function (GO): ATP binding; AMP kinase activity
Source: RefSeq, a predicted model, not a curated record
AUGUCCCUGGAGGAGGUCUCCACCGAGGCCCUCAUGGCCGAGAUCACGCGACGGCUGGAGUGUCAGAGUAAACCCGAGAAGCGAUUGAUACUCGUCGGUCCGCCCGGGUGCGGCAAGGGAACGCAAUCGCCGAAGAUAAAAAGAGAUCACUGUUUAUGCCACUUGGCUACCGGGGACAUGCUCCGCGCCGCCGUCGCCGCGGGGUCGCCGAACGGGGUGAAGGCGAAGCAAGCGAUGGAGAGCGGCGCGUUGGUCACGGAUGAAAUCGUAGUCGGCAUCAUCGAGGAGGCGAUCAAGGCGCCAGAGUGCCGAAACGGGUUCAUCUUGGAUGGAUUCCCACGAACUGUGGUGCAGGCGGAGAAGCUGGACGCGAUGCUCAAGGCGCGCGGGACGGCUAUCGACGCCGUCCUUGACUUUAAGGUCCCGGACGAGGUCUUGGUCGAACGCGUAGAGGGACGAUGGAUUCACCCAGCGAGUGGACGAUCUUAUCAUACGAAAUUCGCUCCGCCCAAAGUGGAGGGUAAGGAUGAUUUCACGGGCGAACCGCUCGUGAAGAGAAAGGAUGAUAACGCUGAGACGCUCAAGUCUCGAUUAGCGGCGUUUCACACACAGACGCAACCAGUAAUCGAUUACUACGCCGCUCUGAAGAAAGUUACCGCGAUCGAAGCGAAUAAGCCGGCGUCCGACGUAGAGAAGCAAAUCUCCAAGGCGUUGGCGUAA